AUGAGAAUAUCUUCAUCAAGUGAAUUUCUUUCAAAAGAUAUGAAAGAAUCCAAUGAAAAACAUUCGAACAAAUCUUCUGUAUUUUCAAUUCCAAAACGUGUUAUCGUAGCCAUUUUAACAUCAUUUGGUUUACUCAUUUCAACUGUUAUUCAAACAAAUUUUGCAAUUACAAAUUCCUUAAUUCUUAAUCCACUCAAUUCGAAAGAUAUUUCUAUUGAUGAUGACAAUGAUCAAACAACAAAUACAACAUUGAAAUUAAGUUGGACAUCAGUUGAAUUAGGUUAUCUCAAUUCCAUAUUUUAUCUUGGAUAUAUUUUAUCACAUAUGCCAGCUGGUUUUCUUGUUCAUCAAUAUUCAGCUAUCAAAAUAUUUUUAUUUCCAUUAUUAUUAUUAUUUAUAUUGAAUUUAUUGAUGCCAAUCACAAUCAGUACAAUUACAUCAGCAUUUAAAAUAAAUUAUUAUUUAACAGCACUUGUGAGAUUAAUUCAAGGACUUUGUGCAGGUUGCGCAUUUCCUGCAUCACAUGGAAUUGUUGCUAAUUGGUGUCCACCAAGUGAAAGAGGAAGAAUGGGUGGUUUUAUUUAUUCAGGUCUUUAUGCAGGUCCAGUUGUCGGGUUUUUCUUAGGAGGAAUUCUUGCUAAAUAUUCUGGACAUUAUUCCAUUUAUUAUGCAUCAGCUAUUCUUGGUUUAUUUUGGUCAUUUGUAUUUGCUUAUUUAAUGUAUGAAAAGCCUAAUGAACAUCCAAAUAUAUCUGAAGAGGAAUUAAUUUAUAUUGAAAAAAGUAUUGCUGAAGUCAAAUCUUUAUUUGAUGAAAAUGAAACGAAUGAAAUGAGUCAAAUUCCUUGGAAAUCAAUUUUAACAUCGUUACCUGUUUGGGCCAUUUGUUGUGCACAUUUUGCACGUGGUUGGACAUUUUAUUUAUUAUUAACAAAUCAACCAGCAUUUUUAAAUGCUUUUGGAUUUGGUGUGACAGAAAAUGGAACAUUUGGUUCAUUACCACAUAUUAUGAAAGUUAUUGUUGCUCUUUCAAGUGGAUUUAUUGCAGAUUUUAUGAGAUUAAAUCUUUUUUGGUCAACAACAAAUGUCAGAAAAAUAAUGACUUGUACUGGAUAUUUAAUUGAAGGAACAUGUCUUUUUGCAAUGUGUCAUGUAACAAAUUCUUAUCUUGGAAUUGCAUUACUUACAUUUGGUGUUGGUUCAAGUGGUUUAAUGGUUUCUGGUUGGCAUUUAAAUCAUCAAGAUUUAGCUCCACGUUAUGCAUCAGUUUUAGCUGGUUUUACUGCUGUUAUUGGAACAUCAGCAGGAAUUCUUAGUCCAAUUCUCGCUGGUCUUCUUACGAAACAACAAGUUUGUCAAUCGAUUUCAUUUUUCAAAGUUGAUUCUUUUCUUUUGAAGGAUUUAAUUGGAUGGUGUCGUGUAUUUACAAUAGCAUCAUUAAUUCUUUAUAUUUGUGCGAUAUUUUAUAUGAUAUUUGCAUCUGGAGAAUUACAAAGUUGGGCUACACGAAAUCAACGUGAACAGAAAUUACGAUUAAAUUCCGAGAAAUUGCCACCUUUACUUUCUUCAUUGGAACAAAAUAUUCAAGAUGAAAAUCAAUUGAAAAAACAAGAGAAAUUCUUUCAACAAUCAAUUGUUAAUGGGCAACAUUGA
This is a messenger RNA of Adineta ricciae, 1650 nucleotides long. Lineage: Eukaryota; Metazoa; Rotifera; Eurotatoria; Adinetida; Adinetidae. The record is from the annotation of a GenBank genome assembly.